Molecule: messenger RNA, 1290 nt
Organism: Labrus bergylta (ballan wrasse)
Lineage: Eukaryota; Metazoa; Chordata; Actinopteri; Labriformes; Labridae
Gene: rnf115b
Product: ring finger protein 115b
Biological process (GO): protein ubiquitination
Cellular component (GO): cytoplasm
Molecular function (GO): ubiquitin protein ligase activity
Source: RefSeq, a predicted model, not a curated record
UUUUAUGGGCUGCUGUAGAUACGUCAGGCACUGCGCUGCACCGUGAAGAUGGCGGAGGCUGCGGACACACCACAACACCGGUUUUUCUGUCACUGCUGUAAAUGUGAAACUAACCCCAAACUCCCGGAUUUAGUGUGCUCCACAUGUGACUCGGGCUUCAUCGAGGAGGUGGCAGAAGACUCCAGUCUCCUGCAGGACAGUGCGUCAUCCUCAAGCGAAGUUUCAAACUCCUCGUUGUUCUCAGAGUUAUGGCAGCUGCUGUUUAUGGAGCGCUCGGCUCUGCUGUCAAAUCCGCCCUCUUCAGAGUCAGACCCAGUGGACGGCGACCAUAUAUCUGCAGGUCAGAGCUGUCCGUCUCAAGCUAUGCCCGGUGCUGUUGAGGCCACAGAACAAGAGUUUUCCUCCCCGCCUGAGCAGGAGAGGCCGUCCAGGCCUGAACAGAGGCCUGCAGUGGAAGGGAUCGUGCAGCAGUUCUUGUCUGGCCUGUUUGCCAACAACGGAAACCCGGGUGCUGCACCAGCUGCCCUAUCCAGUAUGCUGCAGUUGUAUGGAAACCCUGGAGAUUAUGCAUGGGGUCAGGGAGGUCUGGAUGCUGUCAUCACAGAGUUAUUAGGACAGUUGGAGAACUCUGGCCCCCCUCCUGCAGAGAAGAACAUGAUCUCAUCCCUGCCAACAGUUUGCAUCUCUCAGGAACAGACAGACUGCAGACUGGAGUGUCCGGUGUGUAGGGAGGAGUACUUAUUGGGGGAAUCUGUCAGGAAGCUUCCCUGCCUCCAUAUCUUCCACAGUGAAUGUAUAGUGCCUUGGCUGGAGCAGCAUGAUACCUGCCCAGUGUGCCGUAAAAGCCUCGACGGUGUCGACAACAGCCUCCCGCCCACAUCAGAACCCCAAGACGCCCGCUUCAUCCGGACAGAGCAACAGGAGAGGCAGGCGAGCUAAGAAAAGGGCCAACACCUCUACCUCCUUCACGCUUUUCAAGAGACACAGAGACUGCUUUUGAAUUAAAUGCAUAUCAUGCAUCAGUUAUCAUUUGCCGCUCUUACUCCAUUCUCUGCUGAGGACCUUUAUGUUUACUCAUCCUGUAUGUUCAUUUUCUAACAAACACAUACAAGCCCCUCGGCACGAUGGAGGUGUAGUGCCCUUCUCGCUACACUGCUUCAAAGGUGGAUGUCUGAAUGACUGUCUUUGGUGUCACUUACUACUCAGCACUGAGCUGCCAGUGGUUUUCUAAAUGAUGGAGAUACACAGUUAUGCAUUAAGGUUCUUGGUAAAGAGAAAUUCUUAAAGCAA